Aspergillus terreus NIH2624 is the source of this 741-nucleotide messenger RNA. RefSeq lists its product as uncharacterized. The record is from RefSeq and is a predicted model, not a curated record. The transcript has a single exon. NCBI's taxonomy places the organism in Eukaryota, Fungi, Ascomycota, Eurotiomycetes, Eurotiales, Aspergillaceae. The coding region runs from base 1 to 741 and encodes 246 amino acids.
AUGGAUCUUAACCUGCCAGAAUGUAUCAAUACAGAGGAAAAGCAGCGCAACCCGGCAGAGGCGUUGACUGCGCGCCAUUACAACAAAAAGAUACUCUCUUCUAAACUAUUUUCACUCCAGGGAGCGGCCAGUGUUACUUUGGAGGUCGUCAUGGAGGGCGAUCUCCCGGUGAUCAUACAGUUUAGGACCGAGGCAUUCGACACGACGGCGUACAGAACGGCCAAAGAGCAUCUUGGUGAGAUGGUCCCAUCCAUCGAAUUGAUCCAGUCCGAGGAAUUACCGGCUGAGAAUGUCUUUUGCGUCUUCAUGGCGAAGAUGCCGCGCAAACCAUGGAUGGAAAUCGAAGAUUGCUGGGCAGAGGACGAGUUCCGCCGGUGUGCCAUGUCGCUCGGCCAGUUACUUUCUCGUUGUUUUGUGCCGAAUGAGGUCGCAGCGAUUGAUACAUACAUCACCCCCGGACUGAAGAAGAUCCUGACGAUACGGUCUUGCUCUGGGGUGGACGUGACCGCUUACUUCCCUCUCGUGGAGAAGCUGAUCACGGCCGCCAGUCGUCUCCAGGACGUGCCGGGGCUGUUCUCCCACCAAGAUCUCAACACUAUGAACAUAUUUGCCGACGAAUCCGGCCAAGUUCGGGGCAUCGUGGAGAUACCCGAUUUUCACUGGCAAUGGCUAGCGAGAUGCUACCUACCAACGCCCCCGGACGCUAGCCAAGCCCCCAAAAUAUUAGAUACAGGGUUUUAG